UCUGAUUCCAAAGAUGUGUUCUACAAACCCAGGCAACUGGGUCACAUUUGAUGAUGACCCUGCUCUUCAGUCUUCUCAGAAGUCGAAGAAUUUACCUCUGGAGAAUCAAGGCAUCUGUAGGCCCAAUGGACUUAAGCUGAACCUUUCUGGUGCUAAAGAAUUUCCCAGUGGAUCUUCCUCUGCCAACAGUACCCCCCUCUCCUCUCCCAUCAUAGACUUUUACUUUAGUCCAGGACCUCCAAGUAACUCUCCUCUUUCUACACCUACCAAGGACUUCCCAGGUUUUCCUGGUGUCCCCAAAGCAGGGACUCAUAUGCUUUAUCCUAUCCCAGAAUCAUCUUCAAACAGUCCACUUACACCACCAGAAGCAGGCUCUUCCUUAUUGUCUCCUAAACCAUUCUGUUCAUCCCAUGCUUCCUUACCCAGGGACCACUCAUGUACACAUCCAGCUCCCAGAGUGGGUCUUCCAGAUGAGGUUGGCCCUCCCCAGGCUGAAAGCCUAGGGUUUCAAAGUGAUGCCCCCAAGUUUCAGUAUUUUCGGGAGGACUGUGCUUUUUCAAGUCCAUUUUGGAAAGAUGAAGGCGGUGCUUCCCAGUUUGCCUUUGACCCUUCAGGAAGCAGAAAGAUGUACCCAUCAAGAGACAAAGAGGUGCCUCUCGAUCAAAAAAGCUUAAAUCAGGGUUCACUUAACUACAUCUGUGAGAAGCUUGAACAUCUCCAAUCAGCUGAGGACCAAGACUCCUAUGGAAAUUUGUCUAUGCAGUGUUUGUAUGCUAAAGACACUGCCUCUUCCUUUGUCCCCCACACGCUUUUCAGGAGUCAGCCAAAACCUGGAUGGUCUUUCAUGUUGAGAAUUCCUGAGAAGAAGAACAUGAUGUCUUCCCGUCAGUGGGGACCAAUUUUUCUGAAAGUCUUACCUGGUGGAAUUUUGCAAAUGUAUUAUGAGAAGGGGUUAGAAAAACCAUUUAAGGAGUUACAGCUCGAUCCACAUUGCAGGCUUUCUGAACCCAAAGUUGAGAACUUUAGUGUGGCAGGAAAAAUCCAUACUGUGAAGAUUGAACAUGUGUCUUACACAGAAAAAAGGAAAUACCACUCUAAGACAGAAGUAGUUCAUGAACCAGACAUUGACCAGAUGCUGAAGUUAGGGUCCACAGAGUACCACGAUUUCCUCGACUUCCUGACUACUGUGGAGGAGGAGCUGACAAAGCUGCCAGGUGUUUCAAAACCAAAAAAGAACUAUGAGGAACAAGAAAUUUCCCUGGAAAUUGUGGACAACUUCUGGGGGAAAAUCACUAAAGAAGAAGGAAAAUUGGUUGAAAGCACUGUCAUAACUCAACUCUGUUGCCUCUGCUUUGUGAAUGGGAACACAGAAUGCUUUUUGACCUUGAAUGACCUUGAGCUGCAGAAGCGAAAUGAACGCUAUUUUGAAGAAGACCCAGAAAAGAAGGGGAUUGAUAUUCUUGACCAUCAUUUUCAUAAGUGUGUGAAAGCACAAGAAUUCGAGCAAUCAAGAACCAUUAAGUUUGUACCGCUGGAUGCCUGCCGGUUUGAGCUGAUGCGUUUUAAGACUUUGUAUAACGGGGAGGAUCUUCCCUUUUCCCUCAAGUCUGUGGUAGUUGUCCAGGGGGCGUAUGUGGAGCUUCAGGCCUUUGUCAACAUGGCCCCCUAUGCCAGUUCCUUGAGGUCCUGUGACAACAUCAUGAUACACUUUCCUGUCCCGUCACAGUGGAUCAAGGCCCUCUGGACCAUGAACCUCCAGAGGCAGAAGUCCCUGAAAGCCAAAAUGAACCGCCGGGCAUGUCUGGGGAAUUUACACGAACCUGAAUCUGAACCUGUUAUACAGGUCACUGUGGGGUCAGCAAAAUAUGAGAGUGCCUACCGGGCCGUUGUAUGGAAGAUAGACCGGCUUCCUGAUAAAAAUUCAAGUCCUGAUCAUCCCCAUUGCUUGUCAUACAAACUAGAACUUGGAUCAGACCAAGAAAUUCCCUCUGAUUGGUAUCCAUUUGCUACUGUUCAGUUUGGAAUGCUGGACACCUGUGCCUCGAGGACAGAGGUCAAGUCUCUGGGGGUGGAGAGUGAUGUCCAGCCACAGAAACAUGUUCAUCAGCGAGCUUGCUACAACAUUCAGGUCGAAAUAGAAAAGAAGAGGAUUAAAAUCGAUGGAGAAGACCCAGAUAAAACUGGUGACUGUGUAACUCAGUAGGAGUAGCAAGAGUAAAUGAUGACCCACUUUUCAAAUAUGUAAUUCACAGAAACCACACAAAGAUCUGCUUCUGUGUACUGGAAAUGACUUCUGAAUAGAGGGCUUAGGACAGGUCCAGUGGCCAUGUUUCGAGAAGUGAAGACCUGAAACCGAACAAUCAAUAUUUUAUGCUUUUGAUAUGUUUGUGCCCCAGGGGUUUCAUCUAAAAUGUGUCUAACAUUUGUAUGAUGUUUUUGCUUCCCAUUAAAACUCAAAGUUUUAAUGUGUUACUGGACAGCCAGCUUGGCGAAAGGGUUUUGGAUUUUUAAUGACUCAGUGGCUGAGUGUUUUGCACUCUGGAUCACCUGGGGGCCAUAUUUAUCGUCUUCUGGUCCCCAUUUCUUCUUGCUCUGUUGGCACCUCUACUGGAGGGCGAGGCAGUCAAGGGAGACAUAAACUGAAAUGCUCAGUCUUUCUUCUUGCUCAUCUCUGGAAUGUGGCUAGGUGUGGGAUGAUGCCGAAACCACAGGCUAAAAUGGAGAUGUGGAAGUAUCUGUAAUUUUGAGUAAUUUAUCUUCCUGUGCUCUUACCACAUUGGUGAGUAAUCAUCGACUGUAUUUGGUACCUGCCUUUCCCCCAUGGUGUUAGCAUUUUCAAAUUGUAUUUGUGUUCUGGUGUGUGUUGCAAAGAAGCUAUUUCUGUGGAUAUACAUAUUUUAGUACAAGUCACUAAGACAUACCGCCUUUUGCUUGGAGAGAUUCCUUUCAGAAUGGAAUGGUGUUGGACACUAGUUAAAAUAUUUAUGUAUAUGAGAGAUGAAUUUUUAAAGUUCAUGAAUA
This is a messenger RNA of Callorhinus ursinus (northern fur seal), 3021 nucleotides long. RefSeq names its product stonin 1 (gene STON1). The record is from RefSeq and is a predicted model, not a curated record. Gene Ontology annotation, biological process: regulation of endocytosis; endocytosis; intracellular protein transport. Gene Ontology annotation, cellular component: clathrin adaptor complex. NCBI's taxonomy places the organism in Eukaryota, Metazoa, Chordata, Mammalia, Carnivora, Otariidae.